Messenger RNA from Scylla paramamosain (green mud crab), 3369 nucleotides. RefSeq lists its product as uncharacterized. The transcript has 7 exons. The coding region runs from base 1050 to 2732 and encodes 560 amino acids. The record is from RefSeq and is a predicted model, not a curated record. Lineage: Eukaryota; Metazoa; Arthropoda; Malacostraca; Decapoda; Portunidae.
AAAAAAAGUGAGGCUGAGGUGUUCGCCACUGCGGUGUGGGUGUGCGAGGGCAAAACAGGCUUUCUCCCGAGGCGUGGCCGGCGAGGACUGUCCUGGAUGCGUAAGUGUAGGUGGCGGUGAAAAAAUGCGUCAUGGUGUGAAGUGUACACAGAUUUGGCGUCUGUGUUGGCUCAGGUGCGCUGCUAAUGAGACAAGUAUACCCAAGGCGGCCCCUGGGGGAAGGAAGGAGGGGAGGGAGGCAGGUGGCGGUGACAAAGGGCGCAACACGCAGGACCUGACGAGUACUUUACGGGGCGCUGAGGCGCUCGACCGUGGGACAAUUUGAGUGUGGGGUUACCACAAACUGCGGUUGAUGACAGUGUGAGGAGGGAGGCUGUGCAGGGGUGCGCACGCACGCACGCACGCAAACACACACACACACACACACACACACACACACACACACACACACAUACAAAGCAGCGCUCAUGGGCAGUCUUCGUGCGUGGGCGGCAGGGCCCACCACAAACGGGUCGCGCCACGCCGCCCGCCCACCGCUUUCUCCGUCUUACUAUUGAGAAGUAACGCCGUUGCUGUGACGCUGCAUGCAGUCUGCCAUCACGGACCAGACAAGGGGGGCGGGGCGGGGCGGCUCACGGGGAGAGGGGGCAUCGUGAGGACUUAGGAUGGCGGGGGAGGGGGCAGGAGGAGUCCGCCUGAUCGGUGAUCAAAGGCAGCCGCCAGAGCUGUGAGGAGGCGGUGUGUUUGAUCUCGGGUGCGAUUAUCACAGCUGGGCCGGUCCGCGCCUCGCCCUGCCCGCCGCUCACCUCAGCGACGCGAGGCCAGGCGGCGCGGCGACGGGGCGGCGUCAGUGUGCGGCGCACCAGAGCUCGGGUCGGCUGUCCCUCGCUGCUCCAGCCACGCCCGCACACCGCCGCGUGUCACUCGUGUGUUGCCGGUGUCCCGCGAGCAUCUGACGAGCGGAGCGAGGCAGCGCGGCGACGCGAGUGCCAGCGAGGCCCAGCUUGGCACGAGUGGUCUGGGCCGCAGCGGGCCGCCAAGGGCUUGAGAUGAGGCAGGCGUGGGUAGUGGUGGUGGUGGUGGUGGCCGCAGUGAGCGGCGGGGCGGCAGUGCUGGCCAACCACGACCUGCCCCAGCAGGAGGCGGCUCAACCAAGGGCGGCGCGCGUCUCACCCCGACCUGUCCAAGAUAAGGGUCCCAUGAACGCCCGCACGGCAGGCUGGGUGGCUGCGGCCUACGGUGUGCUGCAGGCUCUCACGUGCGAGACUCAGCGGUGGACCACGGAGAGGGAGUGCCGCGCGGCACAGCGGGAGCCGCGCCGCAAGAUGCAAGUGUGGGCCACGCCGGCGGGGCGAGGCCGCUUCGUCGCUCGCCUGCCCGACGGCUCCCUGGCGCGGCGCGGCGGCCACGGCGGAGUGGUAAUGCUGGAUCCUUUCCCCACCGCCUCCUGGGGCCACCCGCUGCUGCUACUGCUGGUGGCCGACAAUACCUCGCUCGCACACUGCACCCGCACCGCUGGCCACUGGCUGGAGCCCGGGGACUGCUUGAGGGUGGCGGUGAAGGAGCGGUGCCACAACCUCCUGAGAAGACGAGGAAGCAGGAAAAAUUAUGAGAGGCGAUGCGAGAUACGCCUUCCGCCCCUCGUCAUGCUGGAAGAGGGGGACGAGGAGCGGCUGACGAGGGCGGAGGCAACGGGUCCUCGCCUCCUGCAGCGCCCCCGGCAAUAUCUAAGGUGUCGAGAUGAUGCUGAUGGUUACGCCUCCUGUCAUCGCCCCAGGCCGCUCAAUGACACCUAUCUCGUCUGUGAUCCCUUGGGAAUCAAUAAGAAGGGGUGUACCGGCCCCCACGACACGGUACACACGCGGUGCAGACUGUUUGAGGUGUGUGAUCAGGCUCUGGUACUCUCCGGCGGCUGGACUCCUGAUCUCUCUCCCCUCUCCUCUGCCGCCACUGUCGACGCCGCCUACAAGCUGUUGCGCCGGUAUGGUUUUCACAAAGGCAACAUUAAGAUCUUCUACGCGAACGGGGCGACGAGAGAUCAAUAUCCUGCAGAAGGCCACACCGUGUUCCCGUCCUCCUUCAAGCUUGCCUUUCGCUACCACCUUCGCUCCCUCUGCGCCACGCCCCUCUGCACGGACUCCCUCGUGGUAUACCUGACAGGGCCCUCCCUACACGACGGGACUCUGCUGCUCUGGGACGAAGACCGGAAUGGACUGAUGCGGGCAGGGGAGGUGUACAGCCCUAAGGAGCUUCUGAAGGACCUAAGGAACUGUGCGGCACGGCAGGUGACAGUGCUCGUCGAUACAUCCUACGGGGGGGAGAUCGUGAACGCCUUCGCCUCCUCUAGGGACCACCACAACGUGCAGGUGUACGCAGCCGCGGGUUCGGGCGAGUACUCCUGGGGCCACGAGUUCUCCUCCCACUGGCUACACUACAACCACCUAGACUCCUGCACCGCCCGCGUCCACCAGGUGUCGAGGAGCGCGGUACGACACUCCACGCCCCUGGAGUAUGACGGGUCAGGCGGCGCCCUACGGAGGAAUAUCUUCGGGGCGCCCUGCAAUGUGACGCCGCCCUACACUUGGCGCGAGCUGCACCGCCGUUACCUGGGCUGCCAGAACAUUCCCACCGCCCUGUGGCUGCACGCCCUGCCACACCACUUCUCCCAGCUUAGCCCGGCGGACAUCACAGACGACUAUCACAUACCCACCGGCACUUCCUCCAGUCACUGAGUCCUCCCUCCUUUCAUUCAGCCACUGACACACCUCGCUUCCCUCUUCCAGCUAACGACACCCCUUACUUCUCACCUCCAUUACUUUUAAUGUAUUCAUUCCUUCAGCUACCGACACCCCUUACUUCCCACUUCCAUUUUUCUUCAUCCUCAUCCCUCAUCUAGCCACUGGUCCCUCCUUUAUUCCACCCACGAAACACCCCUCACUCCCCCUCCAAUCUUCCCUCCCACACUCCCAUCACCCGCUCCGGCACAGUGUAAGUACGAUACCAUGCCGUAGAUGCAGUACCCCAGUCCUCCGUGUAUAUAUGACUGCCUCCCGCACCCUCACCAAGCUUCCUCUACCCUGAUAAAUGUCAUAGUGAACCUUAAUGAAGCAACAGAGCACAAACAUCAAAUUUUUCACUCGCAGCAUAGCCAGAGUCGCCACUGCAGUGUAAAUACAAGUAAAUACAAAGCAAGUACUUAACAGCCAUCAGGCCCUUACUUACCCCGACACUGUAAAUACUGUCAGACGCCCCCAGAUCAAGGAAGAUGAUGUUUCUUCUUCCAGCCUCCCAUACAGGACAUAAGCACCGCAAUAAUCUGUCAGUCACGUGCGUCACUUGUAGUAAUGUUAAUAAAUGGUCUAAUCCUGA